CAGCAAAAAUACUAUGAUUGUGCGGAGGCAAGGUUUCCGUAACAGUGUAACCUUUUAUAUGACUACGAGGGGAUCCAAAAAUGUCGACCAGUUCAACUCUGAGCAACUAUUAUGUGGACUCUAUAAUGGGACACGAGGCGGAGGACGUGUACGGAGCGCGUUAUGUCCAGAGCCCGCACUCGGCGGCAGCUAGGCCGUCAGGUGUAGGGGAAAAUGCGGAUUUUUCCUCCUGUAGCUUUGCUCCCAAGACAGCCGUGUUCCCCACGUCCUGGUCCUCGGUUCACCCGCCGUCCACGGCUACGGUGUCCGGAAUUUACCAUCCGUACGUGCACCAGUCCCACAUCGCAUGUGCAGAUAACAGAUACGUGCGUUCCUGGGUAGAUCCGAUCUCGAACCACAUCUCCUUUUCCGGCUUCCAUUCGAGUAGUCGUCAGUGCGGGACAAAGGCGGAAACUUUACCUCCGAAAAGGACUGAGAGCUCUGCGUUCGGCCCUGACACUCCGGCGGCCCCAGACUACAGCUGUAGCGCCCUGGCCGAGUGUGUACAAAAAGCUACCAAAGAUACCGCUGACAACGAUAUUUCCAACCAAAGCGAGCCCAAAGACGAGAAACAUCAACAACAACAACUUGACCCAAGCAACCCAGCAGCAAACUGGAUUCAUGCACGUUCAACGAGAAAGAAACGAUGUCCAUAUACAAAAUACCAAACACUGGAACUUGAAAAGGAAUUUCUUUAUAACAUGUAUUUGACGAGAGAUCGCCGUUACGAAGUUGCACGAAUUCUGAAUUUGACGGAGAGGCAAGUGAAGAUCUGGUUCCAGAAUAGAAGAAUGAAAAUGAAGAAGAUGAACAGAGAGAGGGGUAGCCAGGAGCCUCAGUGAAUUACACUGCGGGCAGCGCGCCGCGCCAAGUGUCCUCUAUGUAUAUGAGUAAUAUGUUACGUUUAGAUCGAGGUUGUUGGAGCCUCAUUGGUUUAUGUUCUCUGUGUGUCUUUGUCAAAUUAUUUUAUGGAAAAACACAAGCUUACAUUCUGAUUAUUUUGGAUUGGAUGUAUAGAGAGUCUUAACAUAAUUAUGAUUUUUGUUCAUUCUUGAAACAAAUGUUCAAACGGUUGUGCACGCAGGUAAAGUACACACGCUAGUUAUGUUAAAUGCAGUUUUGAUUGUGUUUGUUAGUGUACACUUAAUUCAAUCUUAAUAGUGUAUAGCACACUGAUUGAGGAACAGUAUUCAUGGAGCAGUAAUAGGCCACGCUAUACUCUCCCAGCAUCUAGUAUUAAUUAAGCAGGGAUAUUUGGGUAGAAAUCUAAACAUGAAGACAAUUUUAGAGACUUAUACCACGUUGUUGCAGGAUUAAUUUAGUAUCAAAAAUGUCGUUGAAGAUUAGUUUAGUAGCCGAGAUCCAGAAGGUCUUACUAUCUUGUUCGAGUACUGGCUAUAUGGACAGAGAUUCAUGUAACACUACUAUGUAUAAUAAAUGCAUCUAUGUAUGUCCAUAUAUUGAACGUGAAAAAAGUAUUGGGUGCGUAUUUGUAAUUUAACAGCGUUCAACAUCGCGUAUUUGUCUCUGACAAUACUGCACUUAUAAGUAUUUUAAAGGUCUAAAAUAUAUUAGCAAAAAUAUCUAAGUCUCGUUUUGGGGGCUAAGAUUGUGGACCAGAAUAGACCGCUGAAGGUUUUUUUUUUUUUUUUUUUUUUUUUUUUUUUGAGGUUGACAAAAUUUGUUCAACGAAAUAAACACAGUUGGUGCUUGGACUGCACACUUUGUGUGUUGCUCUUAUGUCAAAAAAAAGUUUAGUCUAAAAGGAUAUCGGUAGGCCUAAUAAACCGUUCCUGAUUGCGAAAUAAGUGUUGUAGAGAACCCCAAUUUAUUUUUAAACCUUACUUUAGAAUUACUUUAGAGCAGGAAGAGACUGGGUCCAAUAAAGCCAUAGAGAAGACUAGACGUCUGGUCUAAAUGACUUUAUGGUCUAAGACAGUAAUUGCACUCUGCUUUGAAAACCUUCUAGUUGGGUGUUUGCGUCUGUUGCUGACAACCAAAAAUGCAGACACUUUUCUACGGGGUGUCUGGUCGAUAAAUUGUCUGUCGGUGAGACUGAAAGAAAUCGACCCAAACACACGGAAAGUCAGGUUUAUUCACCAAAUGCAUUUCCACUCAUGGGCUGCAACACUUCACUUUGACUGUUGCCUAAAAUUCAGGUUUUUAUUAAUUAAUCUACGCAUUUCUAGAAGUUAAGGAAUCGGUUUUUACGAGUGUUUGCUUAGUGAUAGCGAGAGAUAAAAACCCUAUCAAAAUAUUCAUCUAUACAGUCACAAGACAAUUAAAAUGUUAGCUAAGUAAUUACAUGGAUCGGCACAGUGUUAAUACUGUAUUCAAAACUUCAAAGCCUGCAUGUUGUGCUGCAGGCAGAUCCGAUAGCAUAAAUAUUUUAACUAUAUUUUGAGGGUAUCUUUGCGGUUAAAUGCAUCACUGAAUAGAGCAUUAAAAUGGAUAUGGUUACCGCUAGAGGGCAAUAUAGUUCUUUGAAAACAUGGGUGCAGGGUGCUGAUUAAAAACGUUAUUUUUGUGGAAGCAUGCGCAGAAAAAAUACAAACCACGUGCUUACUAAUCUAUACUGCGAAAAUUACUUCAGAAAAAAGGCUGCUGCGCAAAAUAAAGCACAAAAUGGUAAUGCAUUUUAUGAGGGAUUUUCUCGUCUACUCAAAGUUAUGAAAUGAUCACACUAGUGCUUCAUGAUGAUUUCAAAACAGAAAAGAACUUAAAUGUUAAGAUAUAGAUAGGGAUAUAGCCUAGAUAUAGAUAUAGAUAGAUGUAUAUCGAUUUUUUUUUUCUUUAUUGAAUGAAUAGGUUGGUGUUAACAGUAAUUAAGGAGGAGUAAAUAAAAUUAUAUCAGACAUAUCAAUGAGUCAGUUUUUUACCAGUAUCCCGACCCAUACACACUACAUGGUUCUUACAAAUAGCCUACUUCAUUGGUUACAAUUUACUUAUAUGAUAACUGCUGCUUUUUCUGUUGUUUAAGUAAAAGGUUAUACUCUUGCUGCUAUUUUUUUAUUUUAUUUUUAUUAUUUUUUUUUUUGGACGGAGUACUCAGUAUAAGCUUCCAAAUCAAAAUGUUUUGUACUAUAACAUUUUGGAAAUUAAAGUGAUCUUAAAUGAAUAACCAUCCCACUCCUCAGUUUAUCAGAUUUUUUAAAAAAAUGAAAAACCUGCUAUAAAUUCUAAUUCAGAUGGACACGCAUCUUGGAGAAUACUGCAUUUGUUAUUAGAUCCAGUAACCUUAACCUUAAGGUUUAACCAAUUUUACAAAAUACGCAAAAGGGAUA
Molecule: messenger RNA, 3323 nt
Organism: Pangasianodon hypophthalmus (striped catfish)
Lineage: Eukaryota; Metazoa; Chordata; Actinopteri; Siluriformes; Pangasiidae
Gene: hoxd9a
Product: homeobox D9a
Exons: 2
Coding region: 81-881 (266 amino acids)
Biological process (GO): anterior/posterior pattern specification; proximal/distal pattern formation; embryonic skeletal system morphogenesis
Cellular component (GO): nucleus
Molecular function (GO): RNA polymerase II cis-regulatory region sequence-specific DNA binding; DNA-binding transcription factor activity, RNA polymerase II-specific
Source: RefSeq, a predicted model, not a curated record